GACCACAGCAGCAAGGAUGACUCCCUGGCUCGGGCUGGUCGUGCUCCUGGGCUGCUGGAGCCUUGGGCACUGGGGCGCUGAAGCGUGCACAUGCUCGCCUAGCCAUCCCCAGGAUGCCUUCUGCAACUCCGACAUUGUGAUCCGGGCCAAAGUGGUGGGAAAGAAGCUGGUGAAGGAGGGGCCCUUUGGCACACUGGUCUACACCAUUAAGCAGAUGAAGAUGUACCGAGGCUUCAGUAAAAUGCCCCACGUGCAGUACAUCCACACGGAAGCCUCUGAAAGUCUCUGUGGCCUUAAGCUAGAGGUCAACAAGUACCAGUACCUGCUGACAGGACGUGUCUAUGAAGGCAAGAUGUAUACAGGGCUGUGCAACUUUGUGGAGAGGUGGGACCACCUCACACUGUCCCAGCGCAAGGGUCUCAAUUACCGCUACCACCUCGGUUGCAAUUGCAAGAUCAAGUCCUGCUACUACUUGCCUUGCUUUGUGACCUCCAAGAAUGAGUGUCUCUGGACCGACAUGCUCUCCAAUUUUGGCUACCCUGGCUAUCAGUCCAAACACUAUGCCUGCAUCCGGCAGAAGGGUGGCUACUGCAGCUGGUACAGAGGAUGGGCCCCUCCAGACAAGAGCAUCAGCAAUGCCACAGACCCCUGAACCCAGACCUGCCCACCUCACCUCUUUCCUAUCCCGCUGAGCCUCCCGGACACUAACUCUUCCCAGAUGACGACAAUGAAAUUAGUGCCUGUUUUCUUGCAAAUUUAGCAUUGGGGACGCUUAAAGUCUCUGAUGUCUAUGGAGUUGAUUUGGAAAUACUCUCUUUGUUCUUCCCCUACUCCUUCUUUUUGGUUUUGACAUCACCCAUUUCCAACUGAAUCUCUGGUGCCAAGCCAGAAAGAAUAAGGCAUGUAUACUCCUCUUCUUCAUGAUAUAUAAUCUAUAUUUUUUUAGGAAAAGAAAAAUUGAAAAAUCUAUCCCAUUUGGGCAUUUAAUAGCUACUCCUCUUUCUUCUUCCUCUCUUGACCACAUCCUAGAACCACUUCCACAUGUACUUUUUCUUCCCAGUACACAAAGAACAUGAAUAAGGAAGUUGGCAGAAGUCCAAUUGUUCCCCAAAAAGUCAAGGGCAGCAAGCAGAUAAAUACCAGGUAUUUGAAAGACCUUAUACACAAAGGAUAAACAACUGUGUCUGGAUCAUAUGUUCUGUCCAUAUUUGCAUGUCAAAGUGUAGGAAUGGGUUAUGCAGCCCUAUGAUACUUGGGUUAACCAGAUGUUUCAGAUCCUAAAGCUAGCAUCCAUGUUAGAAUAACAGAACUUUCAGAGGUGGGUGGUGAAUAGUUAAACAUCUGCCUGAGAUCAGCAGGCAACCUGUCUGGCUGUACAGAAGCUUAGACAAAGGGCUGAGAUGAACAUCUUUCCUCUCCUGCCUCCCAUGAGACAUUCUCCUGGAAAAUCUUGGAGAAGUUUGGCUGGAAGCUUGCCAGAGAAAUACACACUAUCCACAGAUAUAGUCAAGUAGAUUUCGGUAGAGAAUACUAUUUCCAAAAUAGUGUUUAGGUCAUCUAGCAGGAUGUGUUUAUGUAUACAUUUGCAUAUACCCACAGGGGAUUAUAAGCUAAUUUUUAUAGACACAGAAUUCUAUUCAAUACUGUUAAAUAUGCUAUUAGUUUAAUCUCUUUUCUUUUGUUGUUGUUUGGGAAAUUAUGACAUUCCAAGUUGACUUUUUUUUAUCUGAAUUAAAAAUUGAAACCCUCAGCACACUCUUGUCCCUAUAACUAGAAUCAUAUCACCCCCUAUCUCCUUUCUUCCUUCUGCUUUGUGUUUGGGUGCCCUUCAUUUAAUUGCCUUACUGGCCAGCUGAUGGCAGGUAAGUGUGAGUGUAGGUUAGGGGUCUUCACAUGAGACAGUUGUACAUCUUCCUGUACAUUCUCAGUGGAAUCUUCCUAUCCAGGUUUUGGGGACAGCAUACACUUCUUCCCCAGCUCAGUACUGGGUGAACAUUACCUUCUGAGGUGGUCACCUCACAGAAGGAACAUGGUUGGUCACUAAAGGAGCCAGGCUCUGCUGUCAAACUAUAGGCCUUUUGUUGUGUCGUAUUUUUGUUUUUAAAUAAAACUAUAAUAUAAAUUUUGCUAUUAAAUAAAAUUAUUUUAAGUUUUAGUGUCAAAAAUGCAAUGCCAAUAGUAGGUGAUAUUGUAUUUUACAAGAGCUUGAGAUGGUAAGGUGGUGACAUUUAACACAAUUACUUUCUGCCUCUUCAGAUUAUGGUUAUUUAUCCUCUAUUAGUAUCAUAUCUUCUGUUCAUUCCACUUUAGGAAACACAGUUAUCAAUUAAAAGUAGAGAGACAGGAAGAGAGCAAUAAUAAGUUCCAGUGUCUGCCCCCACCUCACACAUACCAAUGCUUUGGCCAGGUGUUUGAUAGACCAGCAGGGCAGGAAGACAGUUCAGGCAAUAGAUGUCAAGUUUCCUCAUGAUUGGUUUCAUUCCCUUGUAGCUUUCCCCUGUGCUCACAGGGAACAGAAGGGACACCCCUUUUCAUGGUGUACAGCAGAAGGAGCUGAGGUCAGCAAGCCAGUCGUUCUUAAGGAUUAAGUCUCCAACUUACUGUUUGGAGUUCUUUAUUUCAACCUCAGUGUCUCCUUAACAUCAUCCCUGCUCAAGUGCCAUCCUAUAUGUGCACCCCAGUGUCUCUUUCAAGAGGUCUUUGGUCAGUCUCAAUCCCUGUGUAAUCACUUCAUUCCUAGAGGGAGACACAAGGUGAGGCCUGAGUAUGAGGCACACACCUGACGUUAACCUGAAGAUAAAAUGAAUUGGCAAAACCAUACCCCAGUUGGCUGUUGAGGCCUUGGCAAGAUGUCCUGGGCAAGGAGGGGUCAUUUGUAAAGUCACAUAUCGGAGGCCUGUAUUUGAGCUUUCUAUAAGCAAUAGCUUUGUUUAUUUCACCUGUUCACUUACUGUAUAAUUUAAAGUCAUUUAUGUAGCUGAGACACUUUGAUAUCUCAAGCAUAUUGUGAAUGUCUUAUUUUGCUAAAUCAUGUGUCAUGUGUAGGCUGUCAUAUGUACACUGUGUCUAAGAGAAGAAAAAAAGAAAAAGAAACCCACAUGCCAUUUUUCUGAUUCAAAUUCUACAGUAGAAUGAAGGGUAGAAUACUGGGACUCGAGCACUAGCUAGACUGAAGAUUAAAGGAAACAGAAGGUACCAGAAACAGACUCCUCCAGCCUCCUUCUCAUGGAAUCCUAAGGGUGAGAAGGAGAAGUAACAAAAACAAAACAAAAACUACACUGAUGUCCUUGUUCUGUAUCAACUAUCUCUGGGUCAUCUGCCACCCACUUCUGGAGACCUAUUUUCUACUCAACCAGGAAGCCAUGGUUUCUGCAAAGUCCAGGGCCAUAACAACUGUGACUCCAAGUUCUCUCUCUGUCUCAUCCAGGCAUCUUUUCUGCCUUCCAACCAAGAAAUUCCUAUGUACAAGCUUUUGCUCCCCAGACUCUGCCUACCUUCUCCAGACCUAGCCCUGCCAUACAAAUACUGUUUCAUGCCAUGCUUCUUAAACAAUAAGAGACAAAAUGCUUGGCGGUAGAUCUGUCCAGGAGAUAAUGUGGGUUCAGGAAAAAUUACUCUUCCCUGCAUUGCACCAAGGUGGCAUUUAGGUGGUUGGUUCCCACUACUUAAAAAUAAUACCCUGGUAUUUAUAUCAGAGAGAAACUUAAAAAAAAAUGUAAUGGCAGAAGCUCAAUGUAAUGGGGAAGGCAGGAGAGAGGUGUCAACAGAUCUAAGUUGGCUGUUUGGGCUGAGUAGGAAAGGAUCCAAGAAAAUAAACAUGCUCUGGGGACAUGGGUACCUUAGAUUCUCUAUGUCUACUUUUUCUCUAGUAAGUCAGCUGUGCUGAAGCCCAGUAGUGAUGAAGAGAAACCAACCAGAGAAAACUCCAUGUGGAAGGAAUGUAUUUGUUGCUAAAUUCUGUAGCACGGGUUGCAGCCCUCCUCCAUCUAUUUAUGAAUUUUAUACUCCGGGUGUAUAUUGUCUUGUAAUGUUGCACAAUGUUCACUUUUAUAGUGCGUCCUUUACUCUAAACAGUAAAGUGGUUCAUUUCUAUCACA
Meriones unguiculatus (Mongolian gerbil) is the source of this 4097-nucleotide messenger RNA. It is a transcript of the gene Timp3, whose product is annotated as TIMP metallopeptidase inhibitor 3. The coding region runs from base 17 to 652 and encodes 211 amino acids. Gene Ontology annotation, molecular function: protease binding; metalloendopeptidase inhibitor activity. Lineage: Eukaryota; Metazoa; Chordata; Mammalia; Rodentia; Muridae. The transcript is spliced from 5 exons. Gene Ontology annotation, biological process: negative regulation of membrane protein ectodomain proteolysis; negative regulation of endopeptidase activity. The record is from RefSeq and is a predicted model, not a curated record. Gene Ontology annotation, cellular component: extracellular matrix.